UUCACUCACACAUCUGCCUCGGACCCGCUCCGCGUCCUGACUGCAGCUCGGCUCCGUGACAACGACAUCUUUCCUCUUGCAGGAACUCAAUCUUACAGAUGAGAACGACAAAAAUGCUUUGCGUACAGGACUCGGGGGACUGCCUGCGGGAGCACAUGCAGUACAUGAUGAGGUCACUGCAGGACCUGAAGCAGCUGAGGAGGACCUGUCCCGCAGCCCGACAACCGCUUGCUCCCAUCUGCAACCGACUCCCGGAGUUAGCGUGCCCCUCAGCGCUGGCGCGGGCCUGUCAGCAGCGUGCGAUGCUACGCGAGCGCCGCACGCGCCUGCGGAUGUCUGACUCCAGCUCCGCCAGCACAUACGACUCUGCCUGCUGCCUGGCGAGUCACUUGGAAGAAGACGAGGACGCGGAGGAGGACGAGUCGAGCAGCCGGCUGGGUCUGAGCCUCCGACUGGGCCUGGCCUCUCCCAGCAGCCACAAGAGUCUGGAGUUUGAUUCGGGCUACUCGGAGGCGUCGUGGCAGGAGGAAGGAGUUGUUCUCAGGAGGACGAGGAACGUGCGGGUUUCUUCUUCAGCCUGCCUGCGCACAAACAGAGCGCCGAGCGGACGUAUCCGACCCAAAUCCACCUCCGAUGCCUGCCUAGAGAGGUGGACGUCGUUUGAGGUCAGUGACCCAGAGGACUGGACCAACUCUUUAUUGACCAGGGGACGCAACCGCCAGCCUCUGGUCCUUGGGGACAACAGCUUUGCAGACCUGAUACAGAACUGGAUGGAUUUGCCAGACUUCGCCGAGCCCGCUGACCUGAAGCCGAACUCGAGACCCAGGCCGGGAAGAGGCUUCUUUGUCAACAUGAGGAGGAAACUUGCCGGGAUUUCUAAGACUGUGGAGGAGAGGGUGAAGAUGAGAUCCACGGACUCGGCUCAUCUGAACAGAACUGAUAAUGCUCAGAAACGUCUGUCCUGUCCCGUUGUGGCGUCGCAGCCCAAAGUCCCUUUUUUCCACCAGUCCCACUCAGGCAUCAAUGAGCUGGACUCAGACUUUUACCAGUUCGCUGCCCUGAUGAAGUCGGGCAGCCGAAAGCCCAUCAUCUGCAAAGACAUCUUGGGCUACGUCUGACAUGUAGAGCCACGUAUGGACAAUCCUCCGAGUCACUUUAUUUUGAUAUGACUGCCUUGUUCUCACUUGUUAUAUGCUGUGAUUAAACUAUUGGAAAUAAAAAAUGCUCACGUGUUUUAAACUCUU
This is a messenger RNA of Limanda limanda (common dab), 1244 nucleotides long. Its product is annotated as PAK4-inhibitor inka2-like. Gene Ontology annotation, molecular function: protein kinase binding; protein serine/threonine kinase inhibitor activity. Gene Ontology annotation, cellular component: nucleus. The coding region runs from base 99 to 1118 and encodes 339 amino acids. The transcript has 2 exons. Lineage: Eukaryota; Metazoa; Chordata; Actinopteri; Pleuronectiformes; Pleuronectidae. The record is from RefSeq and is a predicted model, not a curated record.